This is a messenger RNA of Tetranychus urticae (two-spotted spider mite), 2064 nucleotides long. RefSeq lists its product as uncharacterized. The record is from RefSeq and is a predicted model, not a curated record. NCBI's taxonomy places the organism in Eukaryota, Metazoa, Arthropoda, Arachnida, Trombidiformes, Tetranychidae. Gene Ontology annotation, molecular function: oxidoreductase activity, acting on CH-OH group of donors; flavin adenine dinucleotide binding.
UAAAUAAACUUGAUUACAAAAUGGUUAAAAUUGGUGCUGGAUUUUUGCUUAUUUGUCUAACUGUGAUUGUUCAACAUAAUUUUGUCCAUACUACUUCUUUACCAAUCAACUCAACAGCAAUUAGACAAUCACGGAUAACAAAUUGGCUUCAACGCUGGAACUUCAAUCGUUUCACUGAAUUGUUGCCCUCAUUUCCAGAUUUAGUGUCAUUAAUCAGUUCAGUUAUUGGACCCAUUGGUUUAACAAGCUAUUCACUGACAACUGUUCUUCCAGCAGUAGUUAAGCCAGAUUAUGAUUAUAUUAUUGUUGGUGGAGGAACAGCGGGUUCAGUAUUGGCUAACAGAUUGUCGGAAGAUGGUAAAAGUCGAGUUUUGCUUCUCGAGGCCGGUGUUAAAGAACCUGAUAUCAAUUCAAUUCCAUUCAUGAAUCAAUUGCUUCGCAAAACUGAUACUGAUUGGUCAUACCAAUCAACUCCUCAGCUUCGUUCAGGUUUAGGCUUGAAAGGUCAUCAAAUUCCCAUUUCUCGAGGUAAAAUGAUUGGCGGUAGUUCAAGUCAAGGGUUCAUGAUUUAUGCAAGAGGUUCACCUAAAGAUUAUGAUAGAUGGAAAUCUGUUGGAGUAAAUGGUUGGUCGUUUGCUGAUGUUUUCCCAUAUUUUGUCAAAUCGGAAGGAGCUUCAUCACUCUGGGAUUUUGAACCAGGAUAUCAUGGAUUAACUGGUCGUUUAAAGGUUUCCCAGUAUUCAUCCGCUUUGAAUGUAGAGACGUCCAUUCUUGGAGCAAUUAGAGAGGCUGGUUGGCUUAUUGGUGAUUAUAAUGGUAAAAAUCAGACAACGUUUGCUUUCUCACAGUUUACUAUUGAUGAAGGAAAUCGAGUUUCUGCUGGAAAAGCGUAUCUAUCUGAUGCGUCUUCCAGGCCCAAUCUUGACGUUUGUUUAGAGUCUCAUGUGCUAAGGAUAUUAUUUGACGAUAAGAAAGUUGCUACUGGCGUUGAAUUCAAAUCUUCUGGCAACUAUUAUUCAGUCUCAGUAACAAAAGAGAUCAUCCUUUCAGCUGGAGCUAUUAACACACCACAGAUUUUAAUGCUGUCGGGAAUCGGGCCCAAAGAACAUCUUGAAAUGCACGGAAUUAAAGUUGUCGUUAAUGCACCAGGAGUCGGACAAAAUUUGCAAGACCAUCCAAUGACCAUGAUACCUUUUUUAACAGAAAAAGGAUCUAGUUUUGUGUAUAGUCGAGUAUUUGAAUUGUUCAACAAUAUUUAUAAGUAUGUUAUUGAGCGUAAAGGUACUCUCGCCAGUCCGGGAACAAAUAUUGUCGGUUUUUAUCGAACCAAAUAUGCAGAUGAUCGCCCUGAUAUACAGUUUCAGAUUGAAGGGACAGCCUUUGGAGGAUCAUAUCCAACUGCCUUUUUAGGUUCAUUGUACAAUUUUCGGCAAGAGCUGGUGGAUCGAUAUUUAGCUCCUAACACUCGUUUAGAUGGUUUUACAAUUUAUCCCAUAUUAUUACACCCAAAGAGCAAAGGUUCUGUCAAAUUGGCUUCAAGUAAUCCUCUUGAUCCUCCUUUGGUUGAUUUCAAUUUGUACGAGAAUGACCGAGACAUUGAACGAUUGAUUGAGGGUUGUAAACAAGCUGUCCGAAUCGCUUCAAUGCCUUCACUUAUCCGAAUUAAUUCACGACGUUUUCCUGGUUCACCUGGAUUAUGUGGCCAAUAUGAGUUUAUAACAGAUGAAUAUUUUAAAUGUUAUAUACAAACAAUAACACUAACAAAUAAUCAUCCAGUCGGGACUGUGAGGAUGGGAUCUCAAGAUGAUAAAAUGUCUCCAUUAGAUAAUAAACUGAAAGUAAAAGGAGUUGAAAAACUUCGAGUUGUUGAUGCAUCCGUCAUUCCAGAAAUUGUUUCAGGAAAUUUAAAUGGUCCGAUAGUUAUGAUCGCAGAAAAAGCAGCAGAUAUUAUACUCGACCGUCCAGGCUUAAAAGCCCAAAGUCCGCCUAUUAAAAUUUGAAGCUGUUAUAAAUAACCAAUCCUUAUGAAACUUUUUUAGCAAUUAUAAAAAUCAGCCCAUGAAA